Seriola dumerili (greater amberjack) is the source of this 2246-nucleotide messenger RNA. Its product is annotated as ubiquilin-1-like. Gene Ontology annotation, cellular component: cytosol. The transcript has 7 exons. Gene Ontology annotation, molecular function: polyubiquitin modification-dependent protein binding. Gene Ontology annotation, biological process: ubiquitin-dependent protein catabolic process. The coding region runs from base 20 to 1132 and encodes 370 amino acids. The record is from RefSeq and is a predicted model, not a curated record. Lineage: Eukaryota; Metazoa; Chordata; Actinopteri; Carangiformes; Carangidae.
AGGAAGGGGAGUAGUAAAAAUGGCGGAGAGUAACAGCAAGGACCAUAAGGAGGAUGCUAACGGAAAUAAAAAUGUUGCUCCCGGAGGGUCUAUGAUAGUGGUCACUGUGAAAACCCCCCAAGGAAAAGAGGAAUUUGCGAUUUCGGAGGAUUCCUCUGUCGCCCAGUUUAGACAGGAGGUAUCCAAAAGAUUCGAGGCCAAGCAGGACCAGCUGGUGUUGAUAUUUACUGGAAAGAUUCUAAAGGAUAGUGAUACUUUAAAGCAGCAUGGUAUCAAAGAUGGACACACCGUUCAUCUUGUUAUCAAGACUGCCCCAAAAACAACAGGUGGCAGUGCAUCUCAGACAAGUCCCAGUUCUGCACCACCUCAACAAAGCACCAGCAGCACCAACCCAACGGAAGCAGAAAGCACAAGAGGUGGUACAGGUCACACACCAACACAACCUGCUAAUGCAAGGGGUGGACUGGGUGACCUGUCUGGCUUGUUAGGUCUCGGCAUGGGUUCAUCCAACUUCAUGGAGCUGCAGCAGCAGGUGCAGAGACAGCUGAUGUCCGACCCACAGAUGCUGUCGCAGGUCAUGGGGAACCCGCUGGUCCAGAACAUGAUGUCUAACCCAGACCUGAUGAGACGGAUGUUUGCGGGCAAUCCUCAGAUGCAGCAGCUCAUGGAACAAAAUCCUGACGUCUCACGCAUGUUCAACAACCCUGAGCUAAUGAGACAGAUGCAGAAUCCCCAAACGCUUUCUAUGCUGACCAACCCCAGAGCCAUGCAGGCCCUCAUACAGAUCCAACAGGGCCUGCAGACACUGCAGGCAGAAGUCCCGGGUUUCAUGUCCAGUUUGUCUCCACAAGGUCUCACAGUUCCUCCAGCCACAGGGGGCAGAGUCCUUCCAGAGAACCCUCCCUCUUCUGCCACGGCAUCAGGAUCCAGUCCCUCACAGCAACAGCUCAUGCAGCAGAUGUUACAGAUGUUUGCAGGCGGGGGGCCAUCGCUUCAGAGCCCGGAGGUUCGUUUCCAGCAGCAGCUCGACCAGCUCAACGCCAUGGGCUUCAUCAACCGCGAGGCCAAUCUGCAGGCACUCAUCGCUACAGGAGGGGAUGUCAACGCAGCCAUCGAGAGACUACUGGCCUAACUCACUCAGUCCAUUUUUGAGUUUUAGGGUGAAAGAAUAGUAGAGUUAGGAACUGAGAGAUUUAAAAAAUAAAAUUAAUAAUUGAAUGAAUACAGUCCUCUGUUACAUUUGAGUCUAACCUGACCCCCAGACAGAUUUAGGAGUAUUCCAAUCACUUGUAAUCUCCUCAUCUGUUCUGUAAAUAAUGGAUGAAAAUGGAGGUUGGGGGAAGAGUGUUGCCAGUUUGAGUUUCUAACACAAUUAGUCUUGUGCUAAAUGCUGUGGCAGCACUGCUACUGUUGAAUGACACCAUGACUAUUAUUGCCACUGUGUUUCUCCUGCCAGUGCAGCCGGAGAUGAUUUCUGGCACGCUUCUUCACUUGACUUCUGCAUGAGGUUAUUAAGAAAUUAACAUUUAAUACGUGUUUUAACAUUAUUUAAUUCUAAAAUAUUGUAUUUAGGUGGUUAUGUUAAAGGGUCUUCAUCAGGAUGUGGUUGCAGAAGGUUGGUUUCGUUGUGUUUUCUGUCUGGACAACCAAUUUGUUUCUAACAUGUUAUUUUUCCACCCUUGAGCCUUAAUCUUGCCUGGUUGGAAGGUAUUCAUGAAGUUAACACUUCUUCUAAGUUGUUUUUUUCAUCUCGACAGCUUCUUUCCACCAUUCUAAAUACUUUAUCUAAUUUAUAUGGUUGUAUCUGCUGCCUAAAUGUUUUCAGGUUAUAGGACCAAGGCUAUGAUGUGUCUAGAAUUUGGUUGUCCCAUAUGACAAUAUAAACUGUAGAGGAGAAGAAUCUGUUGCGAUACCAGGGCAUGUAUCCCUUUAAUAUCUAUGAUUAUAUUACACCAUUGCUGGCAGCAUUGCCAAAAUACAUUAUUGCAAUAUUGUAUAUACAGGUGUUUCUUGGACUUUCUCUGUCUUUUCUGACUAUUCAGCCAGAAUGAAAAAGAAUUUCCAUCUGAUUAUGAUUAUUACUGAUGACAAAUGAAAACAAGCCAUAUAACAUGGUUAUGUAUUUCCAUACAAGCAGUGUAGGGCCUAAAUAUAACUUUUGGGAUCUGCAAUAUAUUACAAAAUUACCUGUGAAAUAUAUGGUUGUAUGUCUGCAUAUGGACUUUUUUUCAACCAAAUAAAUUAUU